AUGUCUCCUCCACCAAUUUCAAUACCCCACUUCGCACAAGCGCAAUUGCAGCUACUUCUUCAAGAGCAUGAAGCUGAAAUCUCCUCCUCCUCGCUAGCCAGCACCGCCGCCUCAGUCUCACCUUCGACGCGUCGAACUCUACAAGCAACGGGCUAUGCGCUGACGGGAAUUGUAUUAUCGCAAUGCCGAACCGGACUGGGCGGGCGCGUUGUCGGCGAGUUCACUGCCGAUGCAGCUGUAUACUCGAGCAAGUCUAAGGCAAACAAUAUCGACGAUGACAAAGCUGGAUCCGACGGAGAACCGAGGCUCGGUGCGCACGGAAUCCGGGUCGGGGAUAUUGUCCGCGUGAACGACACAAGCGGCUCGGGAAGCCAAAAGCUUGCGAAAGAUAAAGGCAAAGCAGGUGGAAAAGGUGCAGCUGAAGCGUCCAAGGGUCCGGAGGGGGUUGUUACAAGAGUUGGAGAGAAAAGUAUAUGGAUUGCGUUUGGACAAAGAGGUGGUGGUGGCCGAUCCAAAGAGGACGAUGAAGCCAUUGAGGAGCUCUGGGGAAAGAAACUAUGGCUCAUAAAACUCGCAAACGACGUGACGUACCGACGGAUGAACCAAACCAUGGAGAAAAUGGCUAAAAUGACGGACUCGGAUUACUCGCACUUUAUGCGAGUCGCCUUUGGUCAUACAACUCCAAUGCCACCAGACCAUGACGCCAUUGGCCCCAUUGAGUUCAUCGAUCCAACCCUAAACGAUUCACAGAAAGAAGCUAUCCGGUUUGCUUUGGCGUCCAGGGAUGUGGCGCUCAUCCACGGGCCUCCCGGGACGGGCAAAACUCACACCUUGAUUGAGCUGAUUCUUCAAAUGGUCAAACGAAAGCUCCGCGUACUGGUUUGCGGACCAUCGAAUAUUUCCGUCGACAACAUAGUGGAAAGACUAGCUCCCAACAGAGUGCCAGUUGUACGCAUAGGCCAUCCUGCUCGUUUGCUGCCGUCAGUUCUUGAGCAUUCCCUAGAAGUACUCACUCAUACGUCAGAAGCCGCGGCGAUCGUCAAAGACGUGAGGAAGGAGAUUGAUGAGAAACAAGCUAGUAUCCGCAAAACCAGGACUGGUCGGGAGAGACGGGCAAUCUAUGAUGACCUCAAAGAGCUGCGUCGGGAGUUUCGCGAGCGGGAGUCAAAAUGCGUGGACAACCUGGUUCGCGAAAGCAAUGUCGUCCUUGCCACACUCCACGGGGCUGGCGGCCACCAGCUGAAGAACCAAAAGUUUGACGUAGUCGUUAUCGAUGAAGCCAGUCAAGCUCUGGAGGCCCAGUGCUGGAUCCCCUUAUUGUCCGCGCCUAAAGUGGUCCUUGCGGGAGAUCACCUGCAGCUUCCCCCUACCGUCAAGUCUUCCGUUGAAAGAUCGAAGAACGCAAAGAAGAAGGGGAAAACAGACACGAAAGGCGCUUCAGCCAGCUCUACAGAAAUCAUUGGCGAUGUUUCUUUGGAGACAACCUUGUUUGACCGACUUCUUUCAUUGCAUGGACCAAGUAUCAAGAGGAUGCUAACCACGCAGUAUCGGAUGCAUGAGAAGAUUAUGCAGUUCCCAUCCAACGAACUAUACGAAUCUAAACUUAUUGCCGCGGAGUCGGUGAAGUCACGCCUUCUUAAGGAUUUGCCCUAUGAUGUUGAGGAGACUGAUGACACGAGAGAGCCAGUCGUAUUUUGGGACACGCAAGGCGGUGACUUUCCAGAGAAGACUGAAGAUGACGAGAUAGGAAAAAAGGAAGCGUUGCUUGGCGAAAGCAAAAGCAACGAAAUGGAAGCUUUGGUCGUUGCGAAGCAUGUGGACAACCUCAUACAGGCCGGCAUGAAACCCGAAGAUAUUGCCUGCAUUACCCCGUACAACGGUCAGCUUGCCCUGCUUUCUUCCAUGCUCCGAGAAAAAUAUCCUGGUCUCGAGCUCGGAAGUGUGGACGGCUUUCAAGGCCGCGAGAAGGAGGCCGUGGUGGUCAGUCUUGUUCGUAGUAAUUCCAAGCACGAAGUGGGAUUUCUGGCGGAAAAGCGGCGUUUGAACGGUAUGUUGUAG
This is a messenger RNA of Aspergillus thermomutatus, 2058 nucleotides long. Its product is annotated as putative DNA helicase. Lineage: Eukaryota; Fungi; Ascomycota; Eurotiomycetes; Eurotiales; Aspergillaceae. Gene Ontology annotation, molecular function: 5'-3' DNA helicase activity; ATP hydrolysis activity. The transcript is spliced from 3 exons. The record is from RefSeq and is a predicted model, not a curated record. The coding region runs from base 1 to 2058 and encodes 685 amino acids.